GUUUUCACGAUACUCACAAUUCCUUCCUAUUGUAUAAAACAUUUACUCUUCAGAUAACAAUAAGGGCUUCAUCUCAUUAGUUUAGAAAAGCAUUCCAUCAUGUCGCGAAUGCCAGGUGCAUGCGCGUCAAUACUCAUUGUAUUCAUGGCUUUGCUGGUUUCUGCCAUACUCUACGGCAAUAACACUGUAGAACAAUUUCACCUUCACCAAGACAAACAAACUACUCUACAAGCACACCGGCAACCUCAACAAUGCGCCAACCCUUCAGGAUUGAUCGGCGAUUCAUCAUGUUGCGCCUAUGAAACAGUAGAGAAGCUCAAUAUAGACUUUUCGAAAAAAUUGCAUGAGCUGGUCAACAUGCCAUUCUUCAGAUACUUCAAGGUAAAUUUAUACAAGGAAUGUCCGUUCUGGGACAAUGCAGGGCUUUGCAUGAACGAAGAUUGCUCUGUUGAAAGGAUGGAUAAGGAAAAAGUUCCCGAGAAAUGGAAAAACAGUCAUCAUGAUUUGGGGAAAGUCUCUAUUCCAGCAAACCCACUUUUUGGUUCUUUACCUCCUCGACCGCUGAUAAAAGAGCAGGAUUUUUGCGUUCCUGACGCUGACGCAGAUGAGGAAGUGUACGUAGAUCUUAAGGACAACCCGGAGCGAUUCACUGGAUACUCCGGACCCUCUGCGGCCAAGGUCUGGAGAGCAAUUUAUGAGGAAAAUUGCUUUGACGUCGCGCAGGAGAUGACUGCAGGGUGCCAUUAUUGUGAAUCAGAGCGAGCCAAGCUUAAAAACCAACAACAACCCAAGAAUAAUGGUCAAAGCCAUGACCAAAAUAUACUAGUCCCACCGGAACCUGCGCCUAUGAAAUCAGAAAAACCAACGAAGAAGAAGAUGGAUGAUAUUUUCUCAAGGCUUCCAAAGGACAGUAACGAACUACAAGGAUUGGUUCAAGGGAUUGCGCAGGAUAGCAAUGGCGAAGAGUCAUGUCUAGAGAAGCGAGUGUACUACCGCUUGAUCUCUGGACUACAUGCCUCUAUUUCAAUUCAUAUCUGUGAUGAAUGGUUCAACCAAACGACUGGAGAAUGGGGCCCCAAUUUAGACUGCUUCAUUUCCCGUGUAGGUGUGCACCCUGAGCGCUUAGAAAACAUCUAUUUUGACUACGUAGUGCUUCUACGAGCCGUGUCCAAGAUCUCCGAUUUCUUGACUGGCUAUGAAUUUUGCACAGGUGACGAAGCAUUGGAUAAGAAUAUAAGAACAUCAGUAGAUGAGCUUGUGAGUCUGGUCAAGAAAUGCCCUCCUACGUUUGACGAAAAGCUACUUUUCCAAGAGCAAAAAGGAGCCGUUGGACAGACUAGGAUGCUGAAGAACCAGUUCAGAAACCACUUCAGAAACGUAACCAGGAUCAUGGACUGUGUUGGAUGUGAGAAGUGCAGGUUGUGGGGCAAAAUACAAACAACAGGACUCGGAACUGCCCUCAAAAUUCUCUUUUCGUAUGAUGAUGCUUCUCUAAAACGGAGCGCUGAUAACAUUCUAUCGCGGUCAGAGAUUGUGGCCCUGAUCAACACCUUCAACCGCUUUUCCGAGAGUAUCUCUGCAAUCGAUCGCUUUGGAGCCAUGUAUCAGAGUAGACUAGAACAGGAGCUUGCAGCGAAUUCGGAAAGUUUGGGAGGAAAAUCCUUUAUUAAGGCUCCUACCAAGGAAGAAGAUGAUCGAGAUGCAAUCGUAUACAAAGUAUUGCUUACUAAAAUUCGGCGUGGCGUCACUAAAGCAUACAGAAAUCUGGAUUCUUUCCUUGAGAGCAGGAACAUCACGCAACACCGGACAGCUUUGAGAAAGGCAACUCCUUUAAUUUCAUAGUGGAUGCUAGCAAGCAAGCACUCAUUCAAUUAGAACUUCCUAUAAUGAUACAGCAUGCAUUACCUUCCUUGGACUACUCCCCUCUUGCAUACUCAAAAGAACUGUCCUGGAUAGGAAGCCAGAUGAAUAGAGCAACAUUAAUAAUAAAUAACAUACUCGACCUAUAUCCGACUUUAGGAUCAAUAUC
This is a messenger RNA of Lobosporangium transversale, 2029 nucleotides long. Its product is annotated as endoplasmic reticulum Oxidoreductin 1-domain-containing protein. NCBI's taxonomy places the organism in Eukaryota, Fungi, Mortierellomycota, Mortierellomycetes, Mortierellales, Mortierellaceae. Gene Ontology annotation, biological process: protein folding in endoplasmic reticulum. Gene Ontology annotation, molecular function: FAD binding; thiol oxidase activity; protein-disulfide reductase activity. Gene Ontology annotation, cellular component: endoplasmic reticulum membrane; endoplasmic reticulum. The record is from RefSeq and is a predicted model, not a curated record. Bases 100 to 1842 code for a protein of 580 amino acids. The transcript has 7 exons.